AUGAAAUUCUCAACUCUUUCAGCUUUAGUAUCCAUUCCUGCAUUUGCACUCGCUCAGAGUCCGAGUGCCAGUGCCUCCGCUAGUGCUGCCUCGGCCUCUGCAUCUGGAGCAGCGGGUAAUAGCUCAGAUUACUUGACUGCUGUCUUGGGUGCUUUGACCUCGGCAGGUCUCACCUCCCUAGUUGGCGCUGCUCAAGGAAUCGCCGGGACGUCUGAGGGUCAAGCACUCCUUGGCUCCCUCGCUCAAGGUAACAAAACCGUCUUCGCUCCUUCCAAUGCAGCUUUGUCGAACGUCUCUCAAGAUAUCCUCAGUGACAACGCUCUUCUGACCCAAAUCCUAUCUUACCACAUUCUUAAUAAUACCUACACUGCUCAAGGUGUAGCUACAGCUCCUAAUCACACUAUCGCUCGUACCCUCUUGAGAGGUGGUAAUUACACUUUACCAGGUAACUUUACUGCUCCGUUAGUGUUGGCCAAAAACUCUACCAAUGGAAGUUCGUUUGAGAUCGUUCAAACUACCAGUAAUAUCUCUACCGGCCCCAAUGCUACCGCUGCCAACUUACAAGUAUACGUUAUUGAUCAAGUUAUCGAAUUACCCCAAAGUAUCGAUUCGGUCGUUUCUUCACUUGCACCUCAAUUGAGUGGAUUGGUAUCUUCCAUCCCAGGUUUGGCCGACCAACUUGCCUCCGCUAAUGGAAUUACCAUCUUUGCACCAAAUGACGCUGCCAUUGGAGCUAUCCAAAGUUCCCUUGGACAAUUGAACUCUACCCAGGUCACCUCUGUGCUUAGUAAUCAUAUUAUCAAUGGAACUGUCGUUUAUUCCACUGGACUCGCAUCGGGUAACUACACUUCGGCGGGAGGAGAACCAUUCAAGUUUAUCUCAAAUUCUACCGGAGCGUACGUACAGUCCGCCAACUCGACUGCAAAGAUUGUACAAUCGGAUAUCAUCCUCAAUAACGGUGUUGUACAUGUUAUCGAUAAUGUCCUCGUCAACACCGCUUCGAACCCUCAAGCUGCCGAAUCAGCCUAUUCAUCAGCUGUAGCUGCUGCAUCUACUUCAACCGAGGCCAACGCUCCCGUCACUGCUACAUCCGCAGCUACCGCUCCCUCAGGUUCCAGCUCAGGAUCUUCUUCCUCUGGAGCUAGUUCAGCAGGAUUCAAGAUUGAGCCUCUGGGAUUAACCAAUUCCAUGAUGGGUGGGAUGGUCGCUGUGGUUGGUGCGAUCGUCGGUGGGAUAGUCACUCUUUUCUAA
Messenger RNA from Kwoniella botswanensis, 1251 nucleotides. RefSeq lists its product as uncharacterized. The transcript is spliced from 4 exons. Gene Ontology annotation, cellular component: fungal-type vacuole membrane. Gene Ontology annotation, biological process: macroautophagy. NCBI's taxonomy places the organism in Eukaryota, Fungi, Basidiomycota, Tremellomycetes, Tremellales, Cryptococcaceae. The coding region runs from base 1 to 1251 and encodes 416 amino acids. The record is from RefSeq and is a predicted model, not a curated record.